AUGGCUAUUGCUAUGGCUUUAUGCGGAGGCAUCGGAAUCAUUCACCACAACUGUACCGCUGACUACCAGGCCUCGGAAGUACUCAAAGUUAAGAAAUACAAGCACGGCUUCAUUCGGGACCCCCUGGUGUUGGGGCCCAACAACAAGGUGUCUGACGUACUGACCAUCAAAAAGGAAAGGGGUUUCGCCGGCAUUCCGGUGACAGACACCGGCAAACUCGGCGGUAAACUCCUGGGAAUCGUAACCUCGCGCGACAUCGACUUCAAGACUCAAGACAUUCUGAACGAACCCCUGUCGGUGGUGAUGACCAAAUCGCAGCUCCUGGUGGUGGGCGUCGACGGCAUUACCCUUCAGGAGGCCAACGAUAUACUGGAGAAGAACAAGAAGGGAAAGUUGCCGAUUGUGGACCGGGAUAACCGGCUGACGGCACUCAUCGCCCGGACAGACGUCAAGAAGCACAGAGACUAUCCGUUGGCGUCGAAGGACGAGAACAAACAGCUUCUGGUGGGCGCCGCCAUCGGCACCAGAGAUAGCGAUAAGGAAAGG
This is a messenger RNA of Oppiella nova, 546 nucleotides long. The record is from the annotation of a GenBank genome assembly. NCBI's taxonomy places the organism in Eukaryota, Metazoa, Arthropoda, Arachnida, Sarcoptiformes, Oppiidae.